Molecule: messenger RNA, 3573 nt
Organism: Homarus americanus (American lobster)
Lineage: Eukaryota; Metazoa; Arthropoda; Malacostraca; Decapoda; Nephropidae
Exons: 8
Coding region: 151-3414 (1087 amino acids)
Molecular function (GO): zinc ion binding; RNA binding
Source: RefSeq, a predicted model, not a curated record
UUUCACGAACAACUCAAGCGUUUAUACUUACUGGUGCACGUGUAGAGGAGAAGUUUAGCUGUAAGACAUGGUGUGACAACCUACCCGUCACUGUGGCGGUGGUGAGUCACAGAAGGGCAAGUUUACAUCUAACAAGUCCCAGAAAAAAAGAUGUCCUACAAUAAUGAUGAUGAAGAUUGGAGCUCUAGCAGUGAAUUUGACAGUGAGGAUGAAGAAAUGGAUUAUGGUUUGUAUGCUCAGCUAUACUUUGAACCCAACCUAGAAGCUACAUAUGCUAGUACAAGUAGUCAGGUUGACCAUGGAAUUUCACUGGAAGAAACUUUUGAAAAAAAUAUUAAUGGAAUCACUGAUAGUAGUGAGACAUCUUUAUUGGCAAAGGAGGAUAAGAAUAAGCCCCAACAAGGGGAUAAAACAUGUAUGUCAAAUCACCCAAGUCAGUUCUGUUUAUCUGAAGAAUCAAAUGCUCCUUGUAGCAAAGUUCCACAAACACAAGCACGAAAAGAGCGAGACAGAUUGUCAAGUAUAUGCAGUGAGGGCAGUAUCCCAGGGCAUAUACCCUUAGAUGACCUUUACUGCAACAUAAUUACUAUUGAUGAUGAUGUAGAUAUUGAGGCAGAUACAAGUAAUAAGUUAUCAAUAUUGGAUAGAAAUACAAUAAGUCAAAACGAUGGACAUGAGUCUAGAAGGAAGUCGAAGAGGAAGAGGAAUGACGAGGGUGAUUCUGACGAGUGUGUGGAGGAGGAGUCAAGAUGUGAUAGUUUGGUGUUAGCAGAACCAAACAGUGCUGGAACAACUAUAUCAAAGCGAAAAUUUAAUUUGGUAGAUGACUGUAUUAAUUUUGACAGUGAUGUUUAUGCAUGUACACCACCAAGGCCAAAGGUGUAUGAAAUUGUAACUUUGUCAUCAGAUGCUCAAAGUGAAUCAGAUGGAGAAGUCACAGUCAGAACAAAGACAUCAGAGGCAGGGUGUUCUCUGGAUCAGCUUACAGAAGAAACUUUUAUUAAUAACCCCAAAAGGGCCAGAGUGGUGCAAAACUCAAUAAAUAAUACAACAAAAAAUUAUAUGAGAGCAACUGUACGCACGCAUUCAGCCCUUAAGAUCGAUGAAGUAUUACUAAGCUCAGACGAUGAUAGUGAUUCUGAUAUUAGUGUGUUAGACCUGAAAAACAGCCCAAAUCUCACCCUGAAUAUUGAUACACAGUUAUCCACUUUGUUACAAGACUUGGCUGAAGAUGAUAAUGGUGUCAACGAACAACACAAGUUAACUAAAAAGAAUUGCAGGUUAUCAUUACUUCCUCAAACCAUUGAUUUUUCAAGAGGUCGACUUGACACAAGAAAAAAGUCAACCUGUGACCACUGGACGCAGGAGAUGGUCAACUUCUAUGACUCAGAUGUCUCAGAAGAUUUAGAAAUAAAACAAGUACAUCAGCAACAAACAAAUGCAAAGUCUUCCUGGGGUAUUAUCUCAUCAGAUUAUCUGAUCAAACAUAGUAGGAGGUACUAUGAUGCUCAAGUUAGAUGUACUCGGUGUAAACAAUAUGGGCAUAUGGUUAAGGAAUGCCCCAGAGUUCCUCAUUGUCACCUUUGUUCUGGGACAGACCAUAUCUAUCGACAUCAAUGCCCCGACAACUGUUGUUUUAGAUGUGGUGGAAAUCCUCAUAUGUUUUGUCCUGACACAGCCAAUUCAUUGACAUGCAGUUUGUGUGGAUAUAAAGGCCAUCGGAAGGAGCUCUGUCCUGAUCUGUGGAGAAGAUUUCACAACACAAUUUCAGGGGAAGUGCCAGAACCUCCACCUAGAACCAAAACCCGGCCUACAAGGGAUAGAUUUUGUUACAAUUGUGGCAAGAGGGGACAUUACGGCCAUAACUGUCCAAAAUCCUUUCAGAACCAUUUCUACCUGAAAGUUCCCCAGUCUGUCAUCAGCUACUCCUCUCCCACCAGUCUUAAGGAUGGAUCGUCGGUUGUUAGUAGUGAAGGACCACAGAUCAUGGAAUACGAUAUAAUCAAGUUUCCAAUCAAAGACAAAGAAGAUGAAAGACUAUUAGAACAGGGAGGUGUGAUCACUAAAGAAAUGGAUAGUCACUCUGGUGUAAAUGUACACAUUGACUCUCAGGCACACUGUGCUAAGAAGGAACCUGCAGUCACGAUUCCAAUCAAAGCCAAAGAAAUUGGAAGGCUAUUAGGACAGCGAGGUGUGAUCAUGAAAGAAAUAAUGAGGCGCUCGGGUGCAUAUCUGCACAUUGACUGUCUGCUGCCCAAUAAAAAGGUCUUUAUAUAUGGAAGUAGUGAAGCAUGCUGUGCUGCUCAGGAAAUGGUUGAAGUUUUAUUGGGUCAGAAGCCUUUUGCAGGAUUAGAGGAUUUUAUUAGCUUUGUGUCCAAGAACCAGAGCUCUGCUAUACCUCUGACUGGAGGUUAUGUUCAAAGUCUUAAGCAAGCAAGGAAGGAAAAGAGGCAAAUUAAGAAAACAACUUAUUCCCCAUUACAAUUCAAUUAUCUUCUACAGAUUUGUGGAAGUAAGAGCAAAUUUUUAAAAACGUUAAGGCAAAACCUUAGCAGCUUAAAAAAUGUCAAUCCAGAUAUAGGUCACUCACUUAUCAAGCUUAAGGAAAUCCAGACAGCACUGAAACAAAAGCAUGUAAUACCUUAUGAGAACUCCAUAAAAGAAAUGAUGAGGCAAGUUUCUUGUGUUGUCGUUGGUGCUGAGAAAUAUACUUAUGGUCAACUUAGGAAUCUGAUGAUGAAGAUUCAGAAAAGUAAAAACAAUUGCAUUUCAGAAGAUAUGUGUUCGAAAAUUGCAUUUAAACUGGGUAACAUUUAUUCACCUCAUCUGGGACAGCUUGACGAACUCAUAGAGUUUGGAACUCGGUUUGAACAAUCACGUCUUGAUAAAAGUAAAAAUGAAGGGAAUAAAACUAAGAAAGUUAAAAAACUGAAAGCCAAGAUACUUAAAGAUGGAGAGACAAUUCAAACCAAUCAAGGAAAUGUUAAGAAAAAGAAAACCAGUAAAAAAGUCAAAGUGACCACAGGUAAAAAGGUCAAAGUAACCACAGGUAAAAAUGACAAAUUUAAGAAACGAAGGCUGAGGAAGAAAGAACGAAAAGGAAAAGGUAAUAUUCUGGAAGAAAACUGGACAAUGGAGAAUGAAGGUGGAACUGGGACAACAAAUAAAAAUGACCAAAAAAGUAUAGAAAGUAAGGGAAAGGCAAAUCAGAAAGUGAAACCACCUACAAAGGGUGAUGCAAAGAAAAAGGGAAAUAGAAAACAGAAGAAGAAAAUAAUAUGCUGGAAGUGUGAACAAGUCAAGUACAUUCGGAACGGGUGCAAGUGUAAAAAACUCCAGGGCCAUGUUAAAGGUACUAAACAAACAGCGCAAAAUGACAAUCCUAAUACGAAUGUGAUGUUUGGAGAUCAGUAACCCAAAUUUUGCUUAUUCUAUUUGACCCUUUAGUUCCCAGAUACUCAGAAAUGCUUAAAGGAAUAAGGGAAUUAUGCCCAGUUGUAUGUGUACACUGUACAGAGUGUAAUGUUAUACAAUAUACAGUAUCCUGUUGUGACAAUAAAGUUUAUAUCGGCA